Messenger RNA from Hypanus sabinus (Atlantic stingray), 738 nucleotides. Its product is annotated as myosin-8. Gene Ontology annotation, molecular function: actin filament binding; ATP binding; cytoskeletal motor activity. The record is from RefSeq and is a predicted model, not a curated record. Gene Ontology annotation, cellular component: myosin complex. Lineage: Eukaryota; Metazoa; Chordata; Chondrichthyes; Myliobatiformes; Dasyatidae.
AUGAGUUCUGAUGCAGAUAUGGCGGUUUUUGUGGAGGCUGCCCCUUCCCUCCGGAAUUCAGAGCAAGAGCGAAUUACAGCGCAGAAUAAACCAUUUGUUGCCGAAACAGCCUGUUACGUCACUGACCCAAAGGAAGUGUACAUUCCAGCCACAAUUAAGAGUGGGGAAAGUGACAAAGUCACUGUGGAAACAAGAACAGGCGCUACAAUAACUGUCAAAGAUGACCAAGUCUUCCCAAUGAAUCCUCCAAAAUUUGAUAAAAUCGAAGAUAUGGCCAUGUUAACCCACCUGAGGGCUCAAUCUGAGAUGUUCUUUUCUGUUCUGUUUAACCUCAAAGAUCGUUAUUCAGCCUGGAUGACCUAUACCUACUCUGGCCUUUUCUGUGUUACUAUAAACCCCUACAAGUGGCUGCCUGUGUACAAACCUGACGUUGUCAAUGGUUACAGAGAGAAAUGCCAAGAGUCUCCACCCCAUGUCUCUCCCGUCUCUGACAAUGCCUAUCAUUUCAGGUUAACAAAUCGUGAAAACCAGUCUAUUCUGAUCACUGGAGAAUCUGGCGCUGGGGAGACUGCGAACACAAACCAUGUCAUCCAGUACUUCGCAUCAAUUUCAGUCAGUGGCGAUGCCAUCGAGAAAAAAGACACUAAAAUGCAUGAAGCUAUUGAUAUCCUGGGCUUUUCUUCUGAGGAAAAAGCAUCUAUAUACAAACUCACGGGCACAGUUACCAUGGUAACUUAA